CAGCGAGUUCAGCGGAACGAGACAACAGUGGUGGUGGGUCCCGGCGCUGUUUUUCCGUGUUUGUCCGUGAGUCAGUCCGGCUUAGCGCUGAAUAUACCGCACACAUGGAUUCCGCCUCUUCACCUGCUCUGAAAACAGACGCGCAUCUGCAGCUGAAAGUAGAAAACAGAAAGAGAAACGUGUUUGUCACGCAGUUGGAGGAGCACAGAGAGCAGAUCGAUGAGCAUAUCAAGCACAUCCCGGUAAUAACAGAGUCCUCCAGCGGGAUCCUCGAGACCGGCGUCAACACGCUGCAGACCACACUGGUCCUGAAGAAGCGCGCCGAGGUGGAGGAGCUGCACGCGCGGCUGACGGACAAACGGCAGGAGGUUCAGGGCUGCGUGAAGAUCCAGCAGCGGAGACGAGCCGAGCUCCAGCGGAGACAGACGGAGACGAAACACAGGGCAGCAAAAUUUGAGAAGUUUGUGGAGGAGAACGAGGUGAAACGUCGCCGUGCGCUGAAGAAAUUCCAGAUGGAGAGACAGCAGAAUGAAGUGAAGGAAAAGGAGAAAGCUGAACUGUCCAAACAACUCCAGGACUUAGAAGCAAGGCGUCUGUAUUUACAAGAGCGAGUGAACAAAUACAAGAUAUUCGAGGAGUUUCUGAUGAAGACUCUUGAUUUACUUCCAGACAAGUACGUGGGCUACGGGACAGACCUGGUGACGCCGAUCAUCAGACGCUACGAGACGCUGACCGUCAGCCGGCAGGACCUUCUGCGGCGGUUAUCCAGCCUGACGGACGAGAUGAAGUCCAGCCAGAACCGCCUGGAGUCCCGCAGACAGGAACACAACACGCUUAAACUGAUGACUAACCAGGAGCUGUCGGAGCGGCAGACGCAGCUGGAUCAUAUGAAAGAGAAGAACAAACAGCUGGAAAUGAUGCUUCACAUGCACCUGGGCCAAUCCAGAGACCAGGUGGAGGAGGUGGGGAACAUUAUGCUAGCGGUGAAGAACCUGGCGGAGCAGUGUUACCUGAGUCACUAUGGGUCUCUAGACGUCAUGGACACGUCCACCAUGAUGGACAUGAUAAAGGAAUUCAUGGUGGAGAAAGCCGACAUGGAGCGGAGAGCCAUGAGACUCGUUGACAGCAGCUCUGGGACGGUGAAGAGAGCGACACCGAAGAAAAACACUGCCAGCAAAACCCAGCUGAAGAGCCUCAGCAAGAGCAGCAGCAGAAGCGGAGCGCGGACCGCACUCAAGACGCUGCCGUAGAUCACGAGCGCCUCGCGCGGGACGUCCCGUCGUCUGACACGCUUCAGUCUGAGUGUGCUCGAGUUCAGUGACAGCGUUUGGGUUUAAGGACUCAUUCGCAGCGUUACACACAUUCAGCUCAAUACAUCUGUUUUGAGCAACGUUUCUGAUCACACACUCAUCUGUAGUGUUUAUGAAUGGAUAUCACUCUGGAUGACUCAGGCACUGUCAGAGACGCCAAACUCAAAAC
Molecule: messenger RNA, 1479 nt
Organism: Labeo rohita (rohu)
Lineage: Eukaryota; Metazoa; Chordata; Actinopteri; Cypriniformes; Cyprinidae
Gene: ccdc197
Product: coiled-coil domain-containing protein 42 homolog
Exons: 9
Coding region: 105-1250 (381 amino acids)
Source: RefSeq, a predicted model, not a curated record